Molecule: messenger RNA, 1749 nt
Organism: Dunckerocampus dactyliophorus (ringed pipefish)
Lineage: Eukaryota; Metazoa; Chordata; Actinopteri; Syngnathiformes; Syngnathidae
Product: arrestin domain-containing protein 3-like
Exons: 6
Coding region: 77-1147 (356 amino acids)
Biological process (GO): protein transport
Cellular component (GO): cytoplasm; plasma membrane
Source: RefSeq, a predicted model, not a curated record
CUGCGAGCUCAAGCAGACAGUACUUCUCCACUUGGAUUUACCGAAGGCUUUUGUAAUCACUAUUUCCUUUGGGAAAAUGACCAUCACAGAUUUCUCAAUUGAAUACGAUUCCAUCAAUAGACAAAACAUCUUUACAAAUGGAGAUACCAUGAACGGAAGAAUUAUUGUGGAGGUCUCCAAAGAAACUACAAUCCAAUCGCUAACUUUCUUUGGAAAAGGAAAGGCAAAGGUUAGCUGGCAUGAACAAUACGGACAAUAUGACCAUCGUUACUACUCGUCUGUUGAGAAAUAUUAUGAUGUCAAACAACAUAUCUUGAGAUAUGGUACUGAAACAAUUACCAAAGGAAGACAUGCUUUCCCAUUUGCCUUCAAGAUUCCUGAUCGAAAAAUGCCAUCAUCGUUCAAGUCAGGGACCGGUAGAAUUGUUCAUAAAGUUACAGCCGAGCUCAGACAAACCAUGAAGCUGACUAAAACAGCUAAAGCCCACUUCACAUUUGUCUCCAAAGCAGACAGGAAUAUACCUGGACUUAUGGAAGAUCAGCAUGAUUUCACGGAUAAACGUCUAAGCAUUUUUGGCUCUGGAACUGUUGCAAUGGAUGUUCACAUGAGCAGAAUGGGAUACCAGCAAGGUGAAGAUCUCCAAGUCAACGUUAUAAUUCAUAACCAAUCAUCUCGUGCCGUGAAGCCCAAAUUCGUAUUGUACAAAAAGCAGAGUUUCUUUGCCCAGGGCCAAAGCAGAGGCUGCACAAAGGAGGUUGUCAAGGAGAAAGUGCAGCCCAUUGACGCGUAUAGCAACAAGACUGUGACAAAGGUGAUCAACAUCCCCAGAGAGCUGCCAUCCUCCAUUCUGAAUUGCGGCAUGGUGGAAUAUAGGCUGAAGAUCACCCUGAAUAUCAAAUAUGCAAUGGACCCAAAGAUCACACUUCCCAUUGUUGUCCUACCUGCCUUUGAUGUUCCUGCCCAAACACAACCACCGGGUCCUGCUACCUUUGGAGUUGGGACAUUUUGGAACUCAAACCAACCGACCCGGAGCCAAACAACCCAGCAUAGAGCAGCACCUCAACCGCUGGACCUUCCUCCACCUUAUGAAGCACACGCAAUGUAUCCCUCCUCGAGUAAUACUGACAAAUAUGGACGUUUACGAUAAAUCUCCCUUCACCGUGUUUUUUUCUCCAUGUACCCAAUGUACAAUGUACCCAGAAUGACAGCAACAAACACCACAAGGAAAAAUAAUAGUGAUAUAUGUUUUGGAAGAUUAACCGGUUAGGCAAGGUUUAAACAGUAAACUGUACACUGUGGUCUUAUAUGUCCUAGCAAAACCUCAAGUUGUGUUAAUUUAAAUAUAACUUAAAAAAAAUCGACUUAUCUUUCUCAUGGCACACACACAUACACACACUAAAACAAUUUUAAUGAAAUAUGAUACUGUUAGUGAAUUGAAACAAUUUACUUCUGUUGUAUGUUGUACGAUCGUAGCCUUAUUUGAAAGCAUAUUUCUCAUAUUCAACCGAGCUUAUAGUUUAAUAAAAAAAUAUUAUGGGAGUAUUGCUGUCUCUGCUGGUCAUUGUUAAUGUACCGAACUCAUUAUCUUGAGUGGAACACACUCCGAUUUGUAUUAACUCACUUAUUACAAAAAGGCAGGGUUAUCCCAAAAUUUUCCAUGGAGGGCCUCAUACAGAAAAGUUCAGGAUGCAGGGGAGCUACUUUGAUCCAUUUUGUCGAUGGCAAAAUCAAUUAGUUGUAUUCGUUGUA